Molecule: messenger RNA, 1024 nt
Organism: Synchiropus splendidus (mandarinfish)
Lineage: Eukaryota; Metazoa; Chordata; Actinopteri; Syngnathiformes; Callionymidae
Gene: pnp4b
Product: purine nucleoside phosphorylase 4b
Exons: 7
Coding region: 116-1012 (298 amino acids)
Biological process (GO): nucleoside metabolic process
Cellular component (GO): cytoplasm
Molecular function (GO): purine-nucleoside phosphorylase activity
Source: RefSeq, a predicted model, not a curated record
CUUAUCUCCCCGACUCACUGGCUCAUCAGCUUUACUGCGCUGGUGAAAGGUCACUCAGUCAGUGACCCGCUUGCUGUCGACUGAGCCGCAGCCCGUCUGCUGCCACCGCGGGACCAUGCACACCAAGUCCAGCUGCUGCUGCUCCUUUGAAGACUACAAGCUGACCACAGAAUGGCUGCUGACCCAGACGGGCCACCGACCAAAGGUGGCGGUCAUCUGCGGCUCAGGACUGGGUCUGCUGGCCGACAGCGCCACCGACAAGCAGAUCUUCAAGUACCAGGACAUCCCUAACUUUCCCGUCAGCACAGUGGAGGGUCACGAGGGCUGCCUGGUGUUCGGGUUGAUCGAGGACACGCCCUGCGUCUUCAUGAAGGGCCACUUCCACCUGUACGAGGGCUACUCGCUCUGCCAGGUGACCUUCCCGGUGAGGAUCUUCAAGCUGAUGGGCGUGGAGAGCGUCCUGGUCACCAACGCGUCCGGGGGUCUCUGCCCCGACUUCAAGGUGGGCGACAUCAUGAUCGUCAAGGACCACAUCAACUUGCCUGGCUUCGCCGGGCAGCAUCCGCUGUGUGGACCCAACGACGAGCGGUUCGGGACCCGGUUCCCCUGCAUGUCGGAUGCCUACUGCAAAGACCUGCGGCGCCUGGCGCUGGAGGCGAGCGGCGAGCUGGGCUGCGGCGGCUUCAUCCGGCAGGGCGUCUACUGCAUGGUCAGCGGGCCCAACUUCGAAACCAUUGCGGAGGCACGGAUGCUGCGGGUCCUGGGCUGCGACUCUGUGGGGAUGAGCGCUGUUCCUGAGGUGACGGUGGCCAAGCACUGCGGGCUGCGGGUCCUGGGUCUGUCCCUCAUCACCAACAUGGUGUCUCUGGACUACAGCAGGGAGGAGAAGGUCAACUAUGAUGAGGUCCUCCAGAUCAGCAAGAUGAGAGCAGAGGUUCUGCAGAAGCUGGUGAUGACCCUCAUCACCCGCUGCCAGCAGCAGAGCAUCAACACACACAAUGGCCUUCAAUAAAGCUGUGGUUGA